Molecule: messenger RNA, 2027 nt
Organism: Raphanus sativus (radish)
Lineage: Eukaryota; Viridiplantae; Streptophyta; Magnoliopsida; Brassicales; Brassicaceae
Product: exocyst complex component EXO70H1
Exons: 1
Coding region: 156-2027 (623 amino acids)
Biological process (GO): exocytosis
Cellular component (GO): exocyst
Molecular function (GO): phosphatidylinositol-4,5-bisphosphate binding
Source: RefSeq, a predicted model, not a curated record
CUCCCCGAAUCUAGAUUCAGUAGUAGGUUCUUCAAAAAGGGAACCCUCUUCACCAUCUGGUUCUUGAAUAAGGCGAGGCGUUUCGUUCUUUUUUUUUUCCCUUCAAGAUUCCUGCAACUGACGACAACAACAUUUGAUCAAACAUUUGAUCAAAGAUGAGAGCCAUAACCGGUUUCAGCUUCUUCUCCAAGAUGGCUUAUUCCAAAAAGAAACCUUCUCCCUCAAUACCUAAGAAAGGCUUCGACUCGUCAGAGAUCGACCUCACAAUCGACAACGCCGCAGAGAUCAUCGAGAAAUGGAACACAGAGUACGUUUCCACGACAAAGUUCUAUUCUCUGUUCUGCGAGAGCAAGAAAGAAGCCAACAAGUUCAUAAACGGCGUCAAAGAUUUGCAAAAAUCGAUGGAUUCGUUGAUCACAGAAGAUCCAAACUCCGAGAGUCUCCUCAGAGCGCAGAAGCUCAUGCAGGUCGCUAUGAAACGUCUCCAGAGCGAGUUUUACCAGAUUCUUUCGAUGAACCGUGCGCAUCUGGAUCCUGAAACCGUCUCUACAUACUGUGAGGACGUUCGCCACCGCCACGAGUCUCGUCUUGCUGGUGACUCCAUCGUCGAGGUUGAAGAGGUCUCCAAGAGCUCUAUGAAGGAGCUGAAGUCCAUCGCCGAGUGCAUGAUCGCUGCGGGUUACGCGAAAGAGUGUGCGAGUACCUACAAAUGCUUUAGAAAAUCGAUAGUCGACGAAGGGAUGCACCGUCUCGGAGUCGAGAAGAUAAGCUCUUCCAAGGUGAAGAAGAUGCCGUGGGAGGUUGUCGAGAUGAAGAUGAGGAGCUGGAUCGAUGCGGUUAACGUCUCGAUGAAGACACUCUUCAGCGGGGAGAAGACUCUAUGCGAUGAAGUCUUCGAAGGAUCUGCCUCUCUCAGAGAGUCUUGUUUUAGAGACAUAUCUAAAGAAGGAGCUCUGCUUCUGUUAGGGUUUCCUGAAAGCGUUGCCGUGAGAGACAAGAAAAAUCCGAACCCUAAAAAGAUUUUUCCGUUGCUUGAUAUGUACGGCACCGUUAUUGAGAACUUACCUAUGAUUGAGUCUAUCUUCUCGUUCCAAUCAGUGUCUUCUGUUCGGUCUCAAGCUCUCAGCUCGCUUAACAGACUCAGCGAGUCCAUUCUCUCCCACCUGGUGGAUUUUGAGUCUGAGAUAAGGAAAGAUUCAUCAAAGACGGUGGUUAAUGGCGGAGAUGUGCAUCCGCUGACUAUCUCCGCCAUGGACCACUUCUCUCGCCUGGCGGAGUACAGUGACAUUCUCGUGAAUAUCAUAAAAGGAUCAUCUUCUUCCGCUAAAACAUUGCUUCCAAAAUCUUACUUCAAUGUCUCUGAAUCAUCAGAGGGAUCUGAGGUGAGAGUGCGGUUCGCGUGGAUGAUUCUCGUCCUCCUAUGCAAGAUCGACGGCAAAGCAGAGAUGUACAAGGACUUCUCCGUGCAAUAUCUCUUCUUGGCCAACAACCUCCAGCACGUGGCGUCACGUGCACGCUCCACCACGGGCCUUAAGCGCCUCCUCGGCGACGAAUGGAUCGCGAGGCAUUUCGAGAAAGUCGGGCAGUUCGCUAGAAGCUACGAGAGGCUCGCGUGGGAACCACUCGCGUCGAUGUGUCCGAAGACGGAGAUGUCGGUGGAGGAAGCGAAGACGCAGCUCGAAAGGUUCAGCGAGUGUUUCGAGAGCACGUGGGAGUCGCAGAGCGCGUGCGUCGUGCCUGAUCCGAAGCUGCUGGAGGAGAUGAGAACCUCGAUCGCCGAGAAGCUGUUGCCGGCUUAUCGUGAUUUUUAUAACGCUCAUGCGAACGCGGUUAUAUUGGCGGGAACGGAUGGUGGGUGGAAUGUCCGGUAUACCCCUGAUGAUGUCGCAAAGUACUUGUCGGAGUUGUUUAGCGGGAAAGGUACUGUUUUGGAGGAGUCAUGUGUGUUUCGGACAUCUUUCGGUCUUGUUACAGCUCGUAACUCUUCUCGACGAAAGAAGCGGUCUUUGUCAUGCAGAAGAUUUUGA